ACCUACUCCCCGACUCUCAUUGUGUGAGCUGAAGGUUCACCGACUAUUUUUCACGUUCUCACGAACUGUAGCUUGGUUAACAAAGCAGAAAGGAAGAGAGGCUUCCGUUAGCACGAAGCCCAGCGACCUCGUCCGUGCGGAUGUUGCCGUGACGGCAGAGCAUCCUCCCAGCACUUAGCCGGCAUCGUCAGCUGUUGCGCCCGCAGAGUGAGCAGACAUGUCGAGAGCAAAAUUAUGACAAAUUAUGCCACGGAUCUUUAGACGAUAUCCUUUAACCACGAGUCAGUCGGAGAGCGGAUGCAACUAGAAACUCCCAACGACCCUCUGAGUAUUUUCCGCCCUUUGUGCCAAUGGAGAAAGCAACUCCACCGCCCCAGCCUCAGGUGCAGCUGUCAAUAGCCAAGACCGACAGUCCGGCGGACGACAUCUCCGGCUUGUCCGAUGAGGAACUGCUCAAAUGGACCAAGGAGGACCUGGUGAGGCGGCUGAGACGCUCCGAGGCCGACAAGAUGAGCGUGAUUCUGGACCACGGAAAUCUCAUCCGAGAGGUCAACCGCAGUUUACAGUUGCACUUGAACGAGAUCAGGGGGCUGAAGGACAUCAAUCAGAAACUGCAGGAAGACAACCGUGAACUGCGAGACUUGUGCUGCUUCCUGGACGAUGACCGCCAAAAAGGAAAGCGUGUUUCCAGGGAGUGGCAGCGUCUGGGCCGUUACAGCUCAAGCAUUAUGCGCAAAGAGGUGACCCUCUAUCUCCAAAAACUCAAGGAAUUAGAGCUUCGACAGGAGGAGGUCAUCCGUGAGAACUUGGAGCUGAAAGAGCUCUGUCUCCUCCUGGAUGAGGACAAAGGAAUAGUAAGUGGAGGUGGAGGAACUGGCGGGAGUGUUGGAAUGGGCGUGGGGUCCCGAAACUCCAUAGAUAGCCAGAACAGUUUGCUGCUGGUUCCUGGGCAGGGGCUCCUAAUGAGGGAUGUUGGGGAUGGGAGCAGCACCUCUAGCGCAGGGAGUGCUGACAGCUCAGAUCACCAUCAGCAUAAGCAAACUCACCUGACUGUCGGAGUGGGCGGUGUUGGAAAUGGCAGGGAAAAAGGGAGUCCUGAGCUGGCGCAUAAACCUAGAUGUAGCAGCAUCAGUGCCAUAGGAGGAGGAAUAGCAGACAGGGAGGUGUCAAGCCCCGAACACCCGGCCGGGCGCAACCGGAGUACAAGUUUGGAGUAUCCGUACACUUUGCCCCAACUCUGUCGACCACGUUGCGGUUCCAUAUCAGUGCCUGACCACAGCCGGGUCAUGCGAGGCUUGAGCCCAGAGAAAUAUGGAAGGAACGUGGGACGAAGUAGUCCAGAGCAGCACCCCAAGCACUACAGCUCUGACCUUCUUUUAGGCCAGAGGCAGCACUACCUGGGCCAGGGUGGCAGCGGCGACCUCUUUCAGAGGCACCACAGGAGCAGUAUUAGCAGUACUGCUUGUGAGAGCCCUGAGCCUCGUCAUGCACAUUUAGGGGCAAGUGAGCAUGUUGAAAAAGGUUGUAUAGUUCAAGGGGGCAGUCCUGAGACUCAUAGGCACCAAUACAGUCUGAGUCCUGACCAUGGGAAGUUUGGCAGCCCAAUUAGAGACGCGCAGAGGAGGUCAGCUGGAGACGAGUUGUCACCACAUCACCGGAGCAUCUACAACGGGAUGAAUGCUUUGAUAUCAGCCGGCUGCUGCACCAACAACUGCAGAAAUGUCAAACUAUGGGACAGCUUUGAUGCCUCAUCUUGACCUCGCUGCCACAGCCUGGCUCCUCAGAAUCACAGAGGUAGAGCCUUUUUGUGUCCAUGGUCUUGAUAGCCACAAACAUUCUGUGGCACCAUGGUCCAAGGCACCAGAUGGUCUGCUGUCUGUCCAUGGCCUCAUUCAUGUCUUCAGCGCCUGAAAACAACCUGCCUUCAUGUUUUCAUCUCUACUACACUGUUGAGCGCUUUGAGGAGAGCAAUUAGUUGUGUUUAUAAAACUAUGCUGCAGAUACAUGGAGGUCUCUCCUUGCCAAUUGUGAUAUGGCUAUCUCCUGCAGAGAAUUCACAGAGAUGGAUGCAUGCUGGGAGAUUUAAAGGACUAUGCUGUGUAGUUUGCUGUGUGCAAUGAGAAUUUAAUAGAAAAUUGUACAAAAAUUCCACGCUAGGUGUCCAAACUGGACUCUUUUCCUGCAACAUGAACAUCACUGUGCCUGUGCAACCUCCAUGUGGUUGGAUAAACAACUCCAGUGACACACUAAAAAAAAAAAAAUAACAAAGCUAGUCUUGAUGCAACACGUUACAUGACAUGGCAGUUUGACAUGCUUAAUUUUUCUGUAAUUUUAGAAUAAUUUUAAAGCAAUGGUGGGGCUUUGGAUUUCUUUCAUUACACAUAAACAGAAAAUCUAAAACAAACUUUGUCAAGUAACUGCCAAAAUGUCAGCUUUAUUAUUAUUAUAAUUACAAAGCAAAACUUUAUGUGCAAAAUUGUGCUAAAUUCUCACAAGAACAGGCUUGUGUGAGUGUUGCCUUCCAUCUGUUUACAAAUAUAGCUCGUUGGUGGAGAAGCACAUCAUUCAUCAUGCCGUAUUCUUUAACUUUUGAAGGUCUUUGGUUUCACAGUCAGACUCUUCAACUUUCAUUCAUUUUCAAAGUGUGAAAUUAGGACGUGCAAACUGAUGUUCAGUCUACCGAUGUCAAAUCCAACCCUACCAUCACUAUACCUUUCUUGUUAAAGCCAUCUGUUUCAAUUUACCUUUAAACUUAACCUGUUGGGGAAAAAAAUCUAGAUAUUCUCGCUAAGAAAAAACAUAUUUUCCUGUGUCUUAAACCAAUAUGAUCAUUAUAGCUGCUGAAAGAUGUUGUAGUUCUAUAAUAUGCAAUGUCCAUGUGUCAUUUUAUUUUGUAUUAAAAAUUUCUGAUAAAGCGCCUAGAUUGAAGCUACAAUGUUAUAUUUUCUUUUUUUUCUUUUUUUUACAAGAAAACAAAGUCCAGGUAAAUAUAGAUUAUUGGAUUAGUUUUCUAUAUAUCAAUAUAUAUGACUAUAUUAUGACCAUUAUUUUUGACUUCCAAGUAUUAGAACUAAUAUAUCAAGAUG
Messenger RNA from Phycodurus eques (leafy seadragon), 3086 nucleotides. It is a transcript of the gene ccdc85al, whose product is annotated as coiled-coil domain containing 85A, like. The coding region runs from base 351 to 1757 and encodes 468 amino acids. The record is from RefSeq and is a predicted model, not a curated record. The transcript is spliced from 4 exons. Lineage: Eukaryota; Metazoa; Chordata; Actinopteri; Syngnathiformes; Syngnathidae.